Messenger RNA from Racocetra persica, 136 nucleotides. Lineage: Eukaryota; Fungi; Glomeromycota; Glomeromycetes; Diversisporales; Gigasporaceae. The record is from the annotation of a GenBank genome assembly.
UCAACUUGAUUCGAAUAUUCAUGUUGAAAGUGAAGAUCCCGAUUUUAUUACUAAAGAUGAUGAUAAUGAUAAGGAAUCUGCUGAUGGCAUUUCGGCAUCUUGGGACAAUACGAUAUGGAAAUUUCUUCUAUUAUAG